AAUUACUAAAUUUAAGAAAAAGUUUUUUAAUAUUGCUACAAAUCAAGUUAGCAGAAUUUUGCCCUUAACCUAUUUUUUAAACUUACAUUGUUUGGUAUUAAAUAUUAAUUAAAAUUAAUUUGGAACAAUGUUAAAAAAAAUAACGUUAAAUUUUAAAUCAAAUAUUGUAAAUAUACAAUCGCGUUUUCUUAGUAAUGCAUUAGCCAAAUAUAAAGAAAAUAUUGAAGACAAAAUGCAAGCUUGGCAAAUUCACUCAUAUGGUGGUUUGGAAGAAUUAAAACUUUCAAAUGUUAGAAUUCCAGUAAUUGCCAAACCAACGGAUGUUCUUGUCAAAGUUGAAGCAUCUAGCAUAAACCCCAUAGAUGUAGCCAUGAUAAGAGGAUAUGGUGCAGCAAUUUUAAAUUUAAUGAGAAAAGCAAAAAAUCUUACCAGUGGACAGUAUGGUGAAUUGGAAUUGCCAUUAACUUUAGGUAGAGAUUUUUCUGGCAUAGUAGUUUCAAAAGGACAUGGUGUUGGAACUAGAUUACAAUUAGGUGAUGAAGUAUGGGGUGUAGUUCCUGUAGAGCAACAAGGUUGUCAUGCUGGUUAUGUAGUUGUUGAUAAUACAUUGGUCAGUCUACAACCUAGAAAUUUAUCAUACAUUGAGGCAGCCAGUAUAUUGUAUGCUGGUCUUACAGCAUGGUCUGCAUUAUGGAUUACUGGUGCAUUGUGUUCUAAAAAUACAAUGACUUCAAGAACAAAUAAUAAAGUUUUAGUAUUAGGUGGUUCUGGAGGUGUAGGAACUAUUGCAAUCCAACUUUUAAAGGCUUGGAACAUGCAUGUCAUUACCACAUGCAAUAGUGAUGCUGUAAAUUUGGUACAAAAGCUUGGAGCUGAUGUUGUAAUUGAUUAUAAAUUAAAUGAUGCAGAUUCAAAAAUUAUUGCAGAGGGGCCGUAUAAUAUAAUUUUGGAUUGCGCUAAUCAAGGACCAGAUCAAAUACGAUUAAAGAAUUAUCCCCAUAAUACUUAUAUAACUUUAAAUUCUCCAUUACUAAAAAAUACUGAUCAACAUGGAUUGAUUGUGGGUACAGUAAAAAACAUAGGAGAGUUAUUAAAAUAUAACAUCCCAAUUAUUGAAAAUAAAAAUACAGUGAAAUGGGGAUUUUUUACACCGUCUGAAACAGGGAUUAAGACGCUUAAAGAAUUUGUUGAAAAUGGAAAGGUGGUUCCAGUAGUUAAAAAAGUAUAUCAAUUUCAAGAUUUACCAUUAGCUUAUGAUAGAGUGACUCAAGGCCAUCUACGAGGUAAAUUAGUAAUUGAUAUGAGAUAAUAUUAUUUAUAUACACAAAAUGAUUAAUAAUAGUAAUAAUUAAAUAAGUAUACAUUUUAUUUUUAAAUAAAUGUCCACUUUAUAUUAUAUU
This is a messenger RNA of Frieseomelitta varia, 1400 nucleotides long. RefSeq names its product reticulon-4-interacting protein 1, mitochondrial. Gene Ontology annotation, molecular function: oxidoreductase activity. NCBI's taxonomy places the organism in Eukaryota, Metazoa, Arthropoda, Insecta, Hymenoptera, Apidae. The record is from RefSeq and is a predicted model, not a curated record. Gene Ontology annotation, cellular component: mitochondrion. The transcript is spliced from 6 exons. The coding region runs from base 128 to 1309 and encodes 393 amino acids.